CUCAGCAUAGUACACAUAGUAAAAAGUACACACUUUGUGUCAUCUGCUCGUGAUAACGUCAUCGUCCGAAUCAAUAAAACUGCUAAAAUACUUCAGUAAGAUUGCCUCUCAUUGCUGAAAAACUUAUUCAAUUAUGUGAAAGAAUCAUAAUGACAAAAAAUGGAUGAAAUGGUAAUACGGGUGUUAUACGGAAGCGAGACCGGAACCGCUCAAGACGUUGCCGAACAAAUCUGGAAGAGCGCCAAAAGGAAAGGAUUGCAAAGCACAGUAUCAUCUCUGAAUGAUUAUGACAUUCAAAAUCUCCCUUUCGAACAAUUGAUUAUCUUCGUUGUUGCAACGACUGGACAAGGAGACCCUCCAGCCAACAUGAAACAAUUCUGGAGACAUCUAUUACGCAAGACUCUCUCAGCAACUAUGCUCCAAAAUCUAAAAUAUGGCGUACUUGGAUUGGGCGAUAGUUCUUAUUCAAAAUUCAAUUUUGCUGCGAAGAAAUUAAAUAAACGUCUCGUGCAAUUAGGUGGCGAAGAAUUAUUACCCAUUGGGCUUGCCGAUGAUCAGCAUAAUCUGGGAAUUGAUGCUGUAGUCGAUCCUUGGAUCAAAAAAUUGUGGGAAGAAAUUGCAAAUGUUUUCAAAAUUUCUGUAGAGAACAAAAUAAACAAAGAAGAUUUGAUAAUUGAGAGAUAUAAUAUUUCAAUAAUAGAAAUGAAACAAUCAAAUCCGAUAUGUAUUGACGAACAGUUAUUAGACAUUCCAUAUCAUUUAAAUACUGAUAUCUAUGCACAAGAAACAUUCAUCAAUAGCGACAUCAGAAUAGGAACGAUAGUUGAAAAUAUAAGCACUACUUCCCAAGAUCACUUUCAAAAUGUUAGAUUGAUAACAAUCAAAGCGAAUAAUAUUACUUACGAUCCUGGAGAUGUUAUCUACAUUAGACCGAAGAAUACAGCAGAACAAGUAAAACGGUUUUUUGAUAUACUACACGAACACAAUAUAAAAUUGUUUUCAGAUACAAUAAUUCAAGUAUCAGAGAAAGAGAUAAAGGUUCCAUUUAUUUUAAAACGAAAUUUAACUUUAGGAGAGAUUGUUGAACAAUAUUGGGAUCUGAAUUUCAAGCCACGAAGAUCUACUAUGCAUACUUUAUCUCUUAUCAGCGAAAAUGAAUUAGAAAAAGAAAAACUAUGUGAAUUUAUCAGUCCGAUUAGCCAAGAAGAGCUUUAUGAUUAUAUAAACAGGCCAAGAAGAAAUAUUUUGGAAGUCCUCAAAGAUUUCCCUCAUACGACCAGUAAAUUAAACAUUACAUUAUUGUUUGAAAUUAUGUCACCCAUAAAGCCACGUCCUUAUAGCAUUGCCUCCAGUUUAGAAACUACUCCAAAUAGAAUACAAGUUCUAAUAGCAGUAGUUAAAUUUAAGACUAGAUUGGUGGAGCCAAGAUUUGGGUUAUGUUCAAAGUGGUUGGCAAGUUUAAAUAAUAAUGAUAAAGUGAUAUUUUGGCUGCAGAAAGGUACUUUUCGGUUUGAUAAUAAUAAGCCGAUGAUUUUGAUUGGUCCUGGAACUGGAGUGGCUCCAUUUAGAUCUUUGCUUUUAGAGAAAGUAAAAAAAGGAAAAGAUUUAAAAGAAUGUAUCCUGUUUUUUGGAUGUAGAAACGAAAAUAAGGAUUAUCAUUGUAGAGAAGAUUUUGAAUGUUUAUCAAGAAAAAAUAAUUUGAAAAUAUUCUGCGCAUUUUCCAGAGAUCAGCAUCACAAAAUAUAUGUCCAACAUCUUAUCCGCCAACAAAGAGAGCUGUGCUGGCAAUUUUUAGAAAAUAAUGGUAGUAUUUAUUUAGCAGGAAAUUCUAAAAAUAUGCCAGAUAAUGUGCGUGACGAAUUCGUUAGUUUAGCAAAAGAAAUUGGAAAAAUGACAAAGGAACAAGCAGAAACAUUUAUUAAACAUUUAGAGAAGAACAAUCGUUACCAAACAGAAACUUGGGAUUUAGUAUUUUUCAUAUUGAUACUUCAUGGAAUCGGUGCCUUGAUGCCAUGGAAUAUGUUUAUAACAGCUAAAGAUUAUUUUGUCAGUUACAAAUUGUCGAAGGAAUACACUGGUGUAGAUACAAACUAUGCGAUGAAUUUUCUUGCAUAUCUAUCAUUUGCAUCACAAGUACCAAAUUUAUUAUUCAAUUGGCUGAAUAUAUUUUUACAAUUUGGAGGCAACUUAACGACGCGUAUAGUAUGGAGUAUUUUUGUUUUGGUCUUAAUAUUUGUUUUUACUGUCAUUUUGGCAAUGACUGACAGUUCUGGUUGGCCUGGAAUAUUCUUCUGGAUUACUAUGAUAUCUGUAAUUAUAUUAAAUACUGCCAAUGGCAUUUAUCAGAACUCAGUGUUUGGAAUGGCAGCUAAAUUACCUAUUAGGUACACAGGUGCUGUUGUCUUAGGCUCGAAUAUCUGUGGAACUUUUACAGCUAUAAUAAAUUUCCUAGCUCAAAUAAUGGCGCCGAACGCGCGCACUGCCGCAAUAUAUUAUUUCAUCACAGCUUUAUUUAUUCUCCUGGCCUGCUUUGACACGUACUUUGCACUUCCAAUUAAUAGAUUUUAUCGAUAUCACGAGCUUCUUCAUCAAAAAGAGACGAACAAAAGACAAUUAGAGAACAAUUCAAGAGGAAAACAUAAAUCAGCUUAUUGGAAGGUGUUCAAGGCGUGCUUUCCACAAUGUGUCAACAUAUUUUUAAUCUUCUUUGUCACUUUAGCGCUUUUCCCAGCUGUCCAAUCUGAUAUACAGUCUUCAGACAAGAAUUUUGUGAUUCCCUCUGAAUAUUAUAGCAGUGUUAUGUGCUUUUUAACAUUCAAUAUCACUGCCAUGCUAGGAAGUUUAAUCGCAUCGUUGGUUCAAUGGCCGAGCAGAAAGUAUCUGGUGAUUCCAGUGAUCCUACGAGUUGUCUACAUACCAUUAUUUUUGAUCUGCAAUUAUCAGCCGAUGGGCGUAGAAAGAAUAUUGCCAGUACUUAUUAAAAAUGAUUGGGUGUUCUGGGUUAUUGCCAUUACUAUGGGCCUUAGUAGCGGCUAUCUAUCGUCAUUGUCGAUGAUGUAUUGCCCUAGAAUGGUGGAUUCGCAGUAUGCUUCGACGGCCGGCAUGUUUGGAGCGGCGUCUUUGAUGACGGGGAUUUUCACUGGAAUUCUGUUUUCCAUGGUGAUGCCUUUUAUCGUGGUUAACAUAAAAUUUUGAUCGUUUUAAAGAUAAGAUUUAGCAAUAUGCUUAUAUUAACUCAGGAGCUAAAAAAAAUAUUGCAAAUUAAGAAUGCAGUCUAUCUCCCACACACACAUAAUUACAAAUUAAAAUGAUGUAAAAUAACAAUUUAAAAGCUUGAAGAAAUAACAAUGUUGAAGAAGAAAAGUAAAACGUUAUUUCUAAAAAACAAUUCGAGAAAAGAAAUGAUAUUUCAGAAAUGAACAUUACUUUCCUCGACACAAAUAAGAGAGAUGUUUUCCAGAAUGCUCGUUUGCUUAUAUAUACGUUAA
This is a messenger RNA of Atta colombica, 3488 nucleotides long. RefSeq names its product NADPH-dependent diflavin oxidoreductase 1-like. Gene Ontology annotation, molecular function: flavin adenine dinucleotide binding; NADPH-hemoprotein reductase activity; nucleoside transmembrane transporter activity. The record is from RefSeq and is a predicted model, not a curated record. Gene Ontology annotation, cellular component: membrane; cytosol. The transcript is spliced from 11 exons. The coding region runs from base 160 to 3195 and encodes 1011 amino acids. Gene Ontology annotation, biological process: nucleoside transmembrane transport. NCBI's taxonomy places the organism in Eukaryota, Metazoa, Arthropoda, Insecta, Hymenoptera, Formicidae.